This is a messenger RNA of Fragaria vesca subsp. vesca, 1542 nucleotides long. RefSeq lists its product as uncharacterized. Bases 72 to 1166 code for a protein of 364 amino acids. The transcript has 11 exons. Gene Ontology annotation, biological process: regulation of ribosome biogenesis. Lineage: Eukaryota; Viridiplantae; Streptophyta; Magnoliopsida; Rosales; Rosaceae. Gene Ontology annotation, molecular function: nucleic acid binding. The record is from RefSeq and is a predicted model, not a curated record. Gene Ontology annotation, cellular component: nucleolus.
GACCGCCGGAACCACAGAGAGAGACGGCUGCGAAUCGCAGCUCGUCGGUCGGAGUCUAACAAAUCUCAGCCAUGGCGGCACCGGAAGCCCCUGUCAACUAUGUCGGUAUUGCCAAAAAGUCCGCCGCCUUCCGCCUCAUGAAGCAAAUGGGCUGGGAAGAAGGUGAAGGGCUUGGGAAAGACAAGCAGGGGAUCAAAGGCUAUGUUAGAGUCAAGAACAAGCAGGACACUUCUGGUGUUGGAGUAGAGAAGCCUAACCAGUGGGCAUUCGACACAACCCAAUUCGAUAACAUCCUCAAAAGAUUGAAAGUGCAAGCAGCGCAACCCGUUGUUGAGGAGAAGAAGAGUGCUGAAGUGGAGAGCGAUGAUGAUGAAUUGCCUAGUCCUGUUAAGGAACCAGUUGUCAAGGUUACUCGACCACAGGGAAGGUAUAAGAGAAGAGAAAGGGGAAAGCUUGUGGAUGCUUAUUCUUCCAAGGAUCUUGAAGGAAUCCUUGUAAAAAGGGCAGCGUCUCCAGAGAUAAAUUAUCUUGAUGAUGAGUCAGACAAAGACAAGGCAACUGAGAUUCAAGUUAUAUGUCCUGAAGAAACCACAUGCAAAGAGAUUCCUCCAAAUUGGUGGGGACAUAAAUAUGGGUUCGUCCCUGGGGGUUUGCUUGGAGCAGAAUUGAAAAGAAGGAAGUUAGAAAAUUCUCAAGCGAAUGAGAGAAAAAUGUUUUAUGAGGAUGAUCAAGUAAAUUUAUACAAUCUUGUUCAGGACAAAUCUACAACUGGAAAGCAAGGACUGGGCAUUAAGGACCGGAAAAAGAAAGUAGCUGGUUGCUUCUUUGAGGGGAAAAAGACAUCAUUCGAUGAUAGUGAUGAUGAAGAUUCUGCUGAUCCUAGCUCUCCCAUUGAAGACAAACAAGAUGGCUCUUUAGAAAUGGGAAGUAGCAACGAACCAAAAGUGAAGCUGAAAAAGCUUUGUAAGCAGCUUAUUUGUCAGGCACCUGGAGCGUCAUUAAAACUGAAAGCAUUGAAAGCUUUGAUUGAUGAACGUUCAUCUUCUGUUUUCUCCGACUUUUCUUCAAAAAGAGAUGCUCUUGCUUACUUGAAAACAAAGCUGGAAGGCAGCACAAAGUUUAUCGUGGAAGGGAAAAAGGUAAGUCUCAGAUCAAAGGCAGCAUGAAGAUUUUGGUAGAAUUGAGUUUAUACUAUUUUUCGUUUGCCAAUUUUGGGACUUUUGCGGCGUGAUCUGCACAUUGCAGCUGAGCCUAGUUUAUAGUUGAAUUAUUGAAGUAUGCCCUUGCUAGUUGUAGUAAUCAGUCGAAAGUAAAAUCCCAAGUGUCAUUUUUUUUCCUUGUGCUAAAUCUGUGUCCGUAUUGUAAGCAAUAUUACGGAAGUUGCUAUUUGCUAGUUAUUGUAAUGGCAAUAAGAUACCAGUGUAAAAGUUCAUUUAUAACAUCAUUGUCUGGCCUUCUGAUAACCUCAAUGGCUUCUGUGAACCAAGUACUAUUGUUUAAAUACUAUAUAAAUCACAUAUUAUAAGAUGAGGGGUUUCAAGC